Messenger RNA from Ooceraea biroi (clonal raider ant), 1819 nucleotides. RefSeq lists its product as uncharacterized. Gene Ontology annotation, biological process: sensory perception of smell; detection of chemical stimulus involved in sensory perception of smell. The record is from RefSeq and is a predicted model, not a curated record. Lineage: Eukaryota; Metazoa; Arthropoda; Insecta; Hymenoptera; Formicidae. Gene Ontology annotation, cellular component: plasma membrane. Gene Ontology annotation, molecular function: olfactory receptor activity; odorant binding.
UAGAUUAUUUCGCAGUCAAGUGCGAAGUUUCAACGAAAGAUGAUCUGUAUUAGAAAGAGAUACUUCAACUGGAAUAGGAUACUACUCCUCCCUUUCGGCUUGUGGCCUGACAAGGAAACAAAAUUCACUCGUUUUCAAGCAAGAUUCUUUUGUUGUUUACUGAUGAGCAGCAUCGCAUUUCAGUUUUCAAGACUCUUCAAUGCAAAAUGUAGCAUUGAUCGUGCUAUCAGACUACUCUCUUCCGCGACACUCUUUCUCAUGCUCGCGAUUAUGUUCAUCUGUUUGUGGGUUAACAUGAAAAAUGUGAAAUAUAUCUUGGAUCAAUUACAACACAUCUACGAUGGGCUAAAGGACAGAAACGAAAUUGAAAUCUAUGAAAAAUACGGAUACUUUGGGAAACGUCUUACGACUAAAGUAAUAGUACUUACUAUGUGCGGUACGUUUUGUAAUUCUAUUAUAAUAUAUUCGCCGUACAUUCUUGACAUCGUCAUGCCGAAAAAUGAGUCUUAUGCAAUUCACAUGAUGGAAAUGGUGACCAAUUACUUCUUUGUAUCAGAAAAGUAUUAUUUUUUAAUCCUUGUGCAUCUAAACGCAGCCUGUACUACAGAAUUGAUCGUACUGGGAGCGACGACAACAAUGAUGAUGGCGAUUUUCAAGCAUGUUUGUGGAAUGUUUGCGAUUGCCAGCUACCGAAUUGAGCAAGCAAUGACGAUCGAAUUGUUACGUGAUCUUAAUACGAAAAAUGAGAUUGUAAUUUACAAGAAGAUAAUCUGUGCUGUAGACUUACAUCGUAAAGCUAUGCAAUUCGCAAAAUGUUUCAUGAAUGAAAUGGAAGGAUCAUUCUUCUUUUUAAUAAUAGCUACUGUGCUUUGCUUGAGUGUCAAUCUUUUUCGAAUAUUUCAAACUGAGUCACUUACGAAGGAAAUGGAAGUUGUAUUGCACUUUUUAGCUGUACUAGGUAUGAUUCUAGGUAUGUACCUAGCUAAUUAUACCGGACAAGAAAUUACAGAUCAUAGUAAUUAUAUAUAUAUAAUCACGUACAAUGUUUCAUGAUACUUAGCACCGAUACAAGUACAGAAACAAGUAUUGUUUCUAUUACAAAGGAGCACCAGAAUUUUUUUCCUGGAUGUUGGUGGAGUAUUUACAGCAUCUUUAGAAUGUUUCUCUACAGUAAAUUAUACAUAAACUGGUGAGUGCAUCAAUAUCUUACUUCACCUUCAUGUACUCCAUGAAGAAAUAACAAUAACAUAGAAAUGCGUGAUAAAAUAGAAGAGCAUUUAGGAUUAGUAAUUAGGAUAGAAUAGAAAGAUAAAGUACAUAUUUUGCCUUAUUUUUUCAUGUUUAAUAUAGAAUGUUGAUUAUAGCGUUAGUACAUACUAUAAUUUACCUGCAUAUAUUAGAGUGGUACUUACUUAUCCUUAGUAACAAAUCUUUUUCGAACUUUUUGAGCUAGUAGUGUAGUGUAGUUUAAAUCUUAAGGUUGGCACUUUAGAACCGACUAAAUGGUGGGAACAUAUUUGAGUUUAAACCGGAGUUAUGAUUAAUUAAAAGUAAAAACAUCGAAUUAAUUGCCGCUCCUAAUACAAUAAAAAAUAUAACAUAGACUUGGUAUUAGGAAUUAGUACUUAAACAUAAUUACGUAGAAAAAGUGAGAAAUAGUUAUAAUAGACUUUUUCACUUUUUAUGCAUGCAUUUAAGAAACAAUGAAACGUCGAUAAUGCAUAAAUAAAAUGAUGAUUCAAACAUUAAAUAUAUUUGAGCAUAGUACUUGUAACAUUAUCUCGUUAGAUCAAUAAAGAAACAUGAAACGUUAUAAUAA